This is a messenger RNA of Aspergillus nidulans FGSC A4, 5214 nucleotides long. RefSeq names its product putative Ras GTPase activating protein. Lineage: Eukaryota; Fungi; Ascomycota; Eurotiomycetes; Eurotiales; Aspergillaceae. The record is from RefSeq and is a predicted model, not a curated record. Bases 1 to 5214 code for a protein of 1737 amino acids. The transcript has 3 exons.
AUGUCCAUGCAUACAGCUCCGCUUCGCCGUGCGCAAACCGACCUUCCUACACAAGCAUCGAGUCCCCUUCGCCAUGACUCGACCGCGUCAACAAAUUCCUCUGUCUACUCUCUUUCCUCCAACUCUUUUGCCCCCAGUCGCACCAGCACCGUUUCAUCAAACGCGUCUGUUAGGUCGGCAGCUGGCUUUGGACAUAAGCGAGGAAAGAGUGAAGUAAACACGACUACAGCACAGCAAAAUAUGGGCGGAGGAGCUGCAGAAUGGUCCAACGCAGGGGCAACAUACGAGAAUAUUCGCCGCUCGUUGCGCCCGCUCUCCCAAGCUCCCAACUCCUCUCCAGCUGGCAAGCAUGUUGCCUUCCGCCACUCAAGAAGUCAAACGCUUGAUAACCCUCAACAUUGGAAGGAGAACCGUCCGCGGACUCCCGAGGCCCGCUUCAGUCAAAAUGAUGCUGAACCCCUCAAAGAAAGACAAUCUCCUAAUGUUUUGGCGCCUUCCAAACCCAAUGUCUCGCCGCAAGUGAGGCCCCAUGUCAGGACGAGUCACUCCCAUAGUAUCUCCAGCACUCAUCCACCUCCUUUAACGGCUGCUAUUUCAGCACCAGAGCUAGAGACGUUCCAAAAAUCCUCCACCGGUCAUCUGCGCGCAUUGUCGAGAUUUGCAAAGUCCGGUGAGACGGAGGAAUUCUCGAUCGACACUUACACUCCUUCAGUUGUUGGUCUGCAGGGGCGGCGGCGCCUGAAAAGGUCUGGGUCAGUAGCCGGCAACCAUGGCCCUCGAACCGUUCAAAGACCAACGGCUUCGGCCUGGGCGGCAGGAAAUUGGAUGGAUAAGCAACGGCAAUUCUUACAGGCAUAUGAGUACCUUUGCCAUAUCGGAGAAGCCAAGGAGUGGAUUGAAGAGGUAAUCCAGCAACAGAUUCCGCCCAUCGUGCAACUAGAAGAAGCCUUACGUGAUGGUGUCACCCUGGCGGAGAUCGUACAAUCAAUGUACCCUAACCGGCCGUUGCGAAUAUUUAGACACCCGAGGCUGCAAUACCGACACUCAGACAAUAUAGCCUUAUUCUUCCGGUUCCUCGAUGAAGUUGAGCUACCGGAGCUCUUCCGGUUUGAGCUUAUUGACCUGUAUGAGAAGAAGAAUAUUCCCAAAGUUAUACACUGCAUCCACGCCCUGUCGUGGUUGCUUUUCAAAAAGGGGCUUGUCGACUUUCGGAUGGGUAACCUAGUUGGCCAGCUGGAAUUUGAGCACCAUGAACUUGAGCAGACCCAGAAAGGCCUAGACAAAGCUGGCGUUAGCAUGCCGAGCUUUACCGGCAUGGCUGCCAAUUUUGGCGCUGAGCCUGAACCUGAACCCGAGCCGGAGGCUGAGUCUGAAGAAGAUCGAAUCGAACGCGAACUACACGAAAACGAAAACUCCAUUUCCGACUUCCAGGCUCAACUUCGAGGUGCAAUCCUAAGGUUGAAGCUAGGCAACUUGAUGAACGACCUGUGGGACUUUGAGCCCUUGCUUAUCGAUCUUCAGUCCAGGAUAAGAGGGGACUGGACAAGGCAAAUUGUUCAGUAUCGCAUCGAUAUGCGGAAUUUUGCCGUUGAUCUUCAAGCAAUUUGCCGCGGAUUCGUCGCACGGUAUCGUCUGAGGGACACUAGACAGUCCCAUAAGGCGCUUGAACACGACAUCCUACAGCUUCAAAGCGCGAUUCGCGGCUCAAAGGCCAGAGUUCAGGCUAACUUCAUUCGAACUCAAUUGCGAAGACAAGAACUUGGAAUCAAACGAAUCCAAGCUGCCAUCAGGGGCGCGCUCCAGCGUAAUGUCGUGUACGACCUUCACGAUAAUGUCAAGGAUGCAGAAGGUGGAGUACAGCUGCUGCAGGCUGCGAUCCGGGGUGCCUUACAGCGCUCGAAGCUUUCGGAACAAUUUGAAGAGACUCAUUCUGAGGAGGACAAGGUUCAAAGAUUGCAAGCAUUGAUUCGCGGCGCAUUGCUUCGUCAACGCAUAGGCGCUCAGUCGAAAGAAAUAUCACAAGCUGAAGAAAGCAUAGAUAUUAUUCAGGCGGCCAUUCGAGGAAUGCUUGUACGUCAAGGUGUCGCCAAAACACUUGCUUAUCUCAGCGACGAGACGGAGUCUGUUGUACUCAUUCAAGCACAUGCCCGUGCCUUGGCUGUCAGAAAGUCUCGGGCAACGUUGAGGGAGUCUCUUGUCAAGGAGCAACAUAAGCUUGUUGAUCUCCAGUCCAUGGUCCGUGGCGGUGCUCUUCGGAAGGCUCUUAAUCUCAUCCGAGAGGCAUUGGCGGAGUAUACACCUUCUUUUAUUGACCUUCAGAGCGCAGCACGAGCUAAAGCUACGCGAUCCUUCUUGGUGUCUCAGCGAAAAGCUCUAUUAAAAGAGAGCGAGUCUGUGCUCGAGCUUCAAUCAAUUGCUCGUGGUGCCAUUCUGAGGAAAAGACUAGAAGAAGAUGCCGCGUUGUUGCAACAAGAGAAAGCUGCUAUCAUCGAUCUACAGUCGCUCGCCCGGGCAGCUGUGCUACGUAUUCAGGUUGGUGAUGUCCUGGAGCAGCUGGAUGAUUGUGACGACGAGAUCAGCGAAUUACAAGCGCAUAUCAGAGCCAUGAUUGUGCGAGUCGAUGUCGGUCAGACAUUGGCUGAUCUAGCGGCUGAAGAAGACAUCAUUGCGGAAUUCCAGUCCUAUAUCAGAGGCCACCUAGUACGGACAAGGUUCGAGGAAAAACGUCGCUACUACCAGGAGAACAUGGAGAAAGUGGUUAAGGCGCAAAGUUUCAUACGGGGUAGAAUCCAAGGCCAAGCGUACAAGAGUCUUACAAGCGGGAAGAACCCUCCUGUGGGAACCGUGAAAGGCUUUGUACACCUUCUCAAUGACAGCGAAUUCGAUUUUGAUGAAGAAAUCGAGUCCGAGCGAGCGCGAAAGUUAGUGGUGCAGCAGGUUCGGCAGAACGAGCUCGCUGAGCAGUACAUUAGUCAACUGGAUAUCAAGAUUGCUCUUCUGGUGAAGAACAAGAUCACAUUAGAUGAGGUUGUUAAACACCAGAGGCACUUUGGUGGCCAUGUAGGGAAUCUCCUUUCUAACACGGAGAUUUCCUCCAAGGACCCGUUUGACCUGAAAGCUCUGAACAAAACUUCGAGGAGAAAGUUAGAGCACUAUCAAGUUUUCUUCUUUCUCCUUCAGACACAAUCCCAAUAUCUCGCCAAACUCUUCCGACGCCUGCGUGAGGUUAACACCCCAGAAAAGGAGUACGAAAGGAUACGGCACUUGAUGAUGGGUCUUUUCGGAUAUUCUCAGAAGAGGCGUGAGGAGUACUACCUCAUAAAGCUGCUGGCCCGCUCAGCUCGAGAAGAGAUUGAGAGCUUCACCUCUCUCCAGGACUACCUGCGCUGUAACUCAUUCUGGAACAAACUUUUUGCGUCAUAUAUCAAAUCACCCCGCGACCGAAAGUUUAUGCGCGAUGUCCUAAGCACUGCUGUGAAGGAAAAUAUUGUCGAAAACGCUGAGCUGGAUCUAGAAAGUGAUCCAAUGCAAAUUUACCGGUCCGCCAUCAACAACGAAGAACUGCGGACGGGGAAGCGUAGCCGGCGCCCACUUAACAUACCAAGAGAAGAAGCUAUUCGUGACCCUGAAACGAGAGCAACCUUCAUCCAACAUUUGCAAGAUUUGAGGGAUAUCGCUGAUCAGUUUUUCACUGCUUUGGAAGAACUUCUAUAUCGUAUGCCUUUUGGGAUUCGAUACAUUGCUAAAGAGAUGUACGAGAGCCUUCUCUCUAGAUUUUCCAACGAAGACCCGGGUUUUAUUCUCCAAACAGUUGGCCAUUGGGUUUGGAAGAAUUAUUUCCAGCCCGCCAUAAUGGAGCCAGAGAAGUAUGGUGUUGUCGACCGGGGAUUGACGCAGGAGCAGAAGCGAAAUCUGUCGGAGAUAGCCAAAGUCAUUGCUCAAGCGGCUUCCGGAAGGCUAUUCGGUGCAGAGAAUGUAUACCUCCAGCCCCUAAAUACCUACAUUGCGGAUUCGAUUCAGAGGCUUGGGAAUAUUUGGGGAGACUUGAUCUCCGUCCAAGACGCCGAAACAUACUUUGACAUUGAUGAAUUCAACGAUCUCUACGCCAAGACCAAGCCGACAUUAUAUAUUAAGAUGUCUGAUAUCUUCUCCAUCCACCAGCUCGUGGCUUCCAAUAUUCAUUUCAUCUGCUCCAAUCCAGACGACAUUCUAAAAGAGGUGGUUCGCGACUUGGGCAAUGUCAAGUCCAAUGAGAAUGAGCUGAUGAGCGUCAAUUCUUCCGAGAUCAAUCUGACACUGAACCCGAAACUCGCCCAAGCUGAAGAUCCUGAAGCGGAUAUCAAGGCUCUAUUCAUGGAGACCAAGAGAUGCGUUCUGUACAUCAUCCGCGUACAGUCGGGCGCUAACUUGCUGGAAAUCAUGGUUACACCACCCACUGAAGAGGACGAAGAAAAGUGGAUGACGUUCGUACGUGAUGAGUUAAGUGCUCACAAUACGCAACGAAGCGCAUACUCUGAAGCGAAUAGUCUUGUAGACAUUGCCUCUAUGAGCUAUUCUGAACUCAAACGAACGGCUUUGGAAAACAUCUUGCAACUUGAACGAGCAGGAAAGAUCCAUCGCAGCAAUCACUACCAAGAUCUUCUCAAUGCAAUUGCGAUUGACAUACGGACCAAGCACCGCCGGAGGAUCCAACGUCAGCGAGAACUGGAAAGUGCUCAUAUGACACUCACACGUCUUAACGAACAAGCUGUCUGGUUAGACCAGCAGCUCAAGACGUAUAACGAUUACAUCGAGCAGGCGAUGGUGACAUUGCAAAGCAAGAAGGGCAAGAAGAAAUUCCUUAUGCCCUUCACGAAACAAUGGGACCACCAGCGCGAGCUUCAGAAAUCCGGCAAGGUGUUCAAGUUCGGGUCAUACAAGUAUUCAGCCCGAAACCUGGCGGACAAAGGCGUCCUAGUUUACUGGAAGGGUUAUACAGAGCGACAAUGGGACCGAGUGGAUCUGACCAUCUCGAGUAACGAAGUUGGCGUCUUCACCCUCGAUGGAAGCAGUGGGCCGAUGAUGGUUCCUGGGGCCAAUGCCCAGGUUCCCUUGGAUGACCUCCUGCAAGCUCAGUUCAACAACAUGCAAUUCCUCGACUUCUUUGACGGACAUCUGCGAGUGAACGUCAAUCUUUUCCUGCAUCUGAUUAUGAGAAAGUUCUACAACGAAUAA